Molecule: messenger RNA, 950 nt
Organism: Neoarius graeffei (lesser salmon catfish)
Lineage: Eukaryota; Metazoa; Chordata; Actinopteri; Siluriformes; Ariidae
Product: ETS domain-containing transcription factor ERF-like
Exons: 5
Coding region: 53-565 (170 amino acids)
Biological process (GO): regulation of transcription by RNA polymerase II; cell differentiation
Cellular component (GO): nucleus
Molecular function (GO): sequence-specific DNA binding; DNA-binding transcription factor activity, RNA polymerase II-specific
Source: RefSeq, a predicted model, not a curated record
UUGUUGCUGCAGUUCAAAUAUUGGACCUCUCAUUUCACCAUACUGGAGCCAAAUGUUGUUUCCUGAUUGGGCAUAUAAACCAGCCUGGUCUCCAGGUUCUCGACAAGUCCAGCUGUGGCAUUUCCUGUUGGAGUUGUUAGAGCAGGGUCAGGGUGGAGUUAUCACGUGGGGUGGUGAAUGGGGAGAGUUUAUAAUCCAAGACCCUGAGCAACUGGCCAAGCUGUGGGGAGAGAGGAAGGGAAAGCCACAUAUGAACUAUGACAAACUGAGCAGAGCACUGAGAUAUUACUACAAUAAGCGGAUUCUCUACAAGACCAAAGGAAAGCGAUUCACAUAUAAGUUUAACUUCAGCAAACUGAUCUUGGUGAACUAUCCCAAUCUGCCUAGCUGCCAACAGGUAUUUCAGUCUGGAAAUGCUCUUCCAUUCUCACAUUUUAUUUCUGAUGUAUCACUUUACAGCCCAUCUGUGGACAGAGCUCAAUCAUCAGUCUCGCACCCUUUGCUGCUCCCCUAUUGCUUCUCAAAGCCACUUCCCUUUUCUCAGACCAAUCCAUACCAAGGAUAGUUUCCUCUCCUUUCUGCCCUGCCCUCUUCAGCAAUAAACCUGUCAGAGCUCUUACACCUGACGCCAUUCAACUUGUCUCUGCACUUUGGUACAACUUGAACCAGCUGGCCAACAAAAGGUAGUGCAGAGUUGUGUUUAAACAGAGCUACAGCAUCAAGCCAGAUGGAUGAAAAUGAAGAACAAGAAAAACAGCUGUAACUACAGAAAGUGGGAGGUGGAGGAGUGAAUACUUGGUCCCAAUCAUGAAUCGCUACAGCUUGCAGGCCGGUGGUUGUUCUUGCAACAGGGGUUUUCAAGCAAACAUCCCACUAAAAUGUACAGUAUGUCAACUUAGAAUUCAAUGAUUAACUUACUGAACGUUUUCUGUUAAUAUACCCAGAGUUUU